Penicillium diatomitis is the source of this 1377-nucleotide messenger RNA. It is a transcript of the gene rvb1, whose product is annotated as RuvB family ATP-dependent DNA helicase pontin. Gene Ontology annotation, biological process: regulation of transcription by RNA polymerase II; chromatin remodeling; box C/D snoRNP assembly. Gene Ontology annotation, cellular component: Swr1 complex; R2TP complex; NuA4 histone acetyltransferase complex. Lineage: Eukaryota; Fungi; Ascomycota; Eurotiomycetes; Eurotiales; Aspergillaceae. The transcript has 3 exons. The record is from RefSeq and is a predicted model, not a curated record. The coding region runs from base 1 to 1377 and encodes 458 amino acids. Gene Ontology annotation, molecular function: ATP hydrolysis activity; ATP binding; DNA helicase activity.
AUGGUCCAGAUCAGUGAAGUCAAAGGCAACUCGCGCGAGAACAGAACAGCUGCGCAUACGCAUAUUAAGGGUCUGGGUCUUCGAUCCGACGGAACAGCAGAAGUCACUGGAGAUGGUUUCACAGGGCAAGCUGCCGCCCGUGAGGCAUGCGGUGUCGUCGUCGAUUUGAUCAAGGCGAAGAAGAUGGCUGGACGCGCUGUUCUGCUUGCUGGCGGCCCCGGUACUGGAAAGACUGCUCUGGCUCUUGCAGUUUCGCAAGAACUAGGAACCAAGGUGCCAUUCUGCCCUAUCGUUGGCAGCGAAAUCUAUUCUGCGGAGGUCAAGAAAACGGAAGCUUUGAUGGAAAACUUCCGACGGGCCAUCGGUUUGCGAGUCCGGGAGACAAAGGAGGUUUAUGAAGGUGAAGUCACAGAAUUAACGCCCGAGGAGACUGAAAACCCUCUUGGCGGUUACGGACGUACUAUCAGCCAUCUUAUCAUCGGGCUGAAAUCUGCCAAGGGUACCAAGAAGCUUCGUCUCGACCCCAGCAUCUACGAGGCUAUUCAAAAGGAGCGCGUUACGGUCGGAGACGUGAUCUACAUCGAGGCCAACACGGGUGCCUGCAAGCGUGUCGGUCGUUCUGAUGCCUACGCGACUGAGUUUGAUUUGGAGGCUGAGGAAUACGUGCCUGUUCCCAAGGGCGAAGUGCACAAGAAGAAAGAGAUUGUCCAGGAUGUAACGCUGCACGAUCUCGACGUGGCCAAUGCCCGGCCACAGGGUGGACAGGAUGUGAUGAGCAUGAUGGGCCAGUUGAUGAAGCCGAAGAAAACAGAGAUCACAGAGAAGCUGCGCCAAGAGAUCAACAAGGUGGUCAACCGAUACAUCGACCAGGGUGUCGCUGAACUUGUGCCCGGUGUGCUCUUCAUCGACGAGGUCCACAUGCUGGAUAUUGAGUGCUUCACAUAUCUGAACCGGGCCCUCGAGUCAAGCAUCUCCCCGAUCGUCAUUCUUGCUUCGAACCGCGGCCACACCGUCAUUCGUGGCACUGACGGUAUUGCCGCUGCGCACGGCAUCCCUCCUGAUUUGCUAGCCAGACUACUCAUCGUUCCCACCACACCAUACUCAUCUGACGAAAUCAAGACAAUCAUCCGACUUCGUGCAAAGACAGAAGGCCUCAACAUCACGGAGCCGGCUCUGGACAAGGUUGCUGAGCACGGUAGCAAGGUCAGUCUGCGGUACGCACUGCAGCUCUUGACGCCUGCGAGCAUUCUCGCUCGUGUCAAUGGCCGACCCGGUGGCAUUGAUGUGGCCGAUGUGGCCGAGUGCGAGGACCUGUUCCUUGAUGCCAAAAGAAGCGCCAGCAUUGUCAACCAGGAUAGCAGCAAGUUCCUGCAAUAG